UAGUAGAACAUUCUCCAUUUCUCUCAAACACUGUAACAGAAUAUAUAUAUGUAUAUAUGUAUAUGUAUACCCAAAACUUUUAACAGUAGAAGCAAGAUGUUUUCAAGAACCUACUUACGUUAAGAAGCUUACAAAUACGCCAUAGCUUUGCCCGUUGCCUCCACAGGGAACUUUCAUUACAAGAGGAGUAUCAGAAAGUUUGCAAGAAAAAUAACGACGAACAAAACAAUGGCCGUUGCCUUGCCUUAUCAUUACCGCACCCUUCUCUGUCUUGUCUUAGCCUCACUGUGCUUCGGGGACAUUCCAACGAAUGAAGGGUCUUUGCUCCCUCUUCUUGACACCCCUGCAAGUCUACUCUCUGAUCUCUGGCCGGACAGGUUCCCUCAUCCAUUCAGAGUGUUGGAGCAAAUCCCAUUGGAACUAGAGAGGGACAAUAACAUGGCUCUGUCUCCUGCAAGAGAGGAUUGGAAAGAAACACCUGAAGGCCACGUGAUCUCCCUGGACAUCCCCGGGUUGAAGAAGGAUGAGAUCAAGAUCCAGGUGGAAGAGAACCGAGUUCUGCGAGUCAGUGGGGAGAGGAAACGCGAGGAGGAGAAGAAGGGUGAUCACUGGCACAGAUUGGAGAGGUCGUACGGAAAAUUCUGGAGACAUUUCAGAUUGCCCGGCAAUGUGGAUUUGGAUUCUGUCAAGGCCAAGCUUGAAGAUGGCGUCCUCACAAUUAACCAACAACUGUCCCCUGACAAGGUCAAAAGUCCAAAGGUUGUCAGCAUCGAGGGUGAAGAGAAACAACCAGACAAACUCAAAUCUUCUGAAACCAAACAAGAUUAGCUAUCUCCCAUAUCUUCGCUUUCGUGUACCCAUUGGUCAAGAGUCCAGAACUGAGUUUUUUAUGUUGUUAAAAAAAAAAAAAAAAAAAAAAAAAGGGGUGGGGUGUAAUCUUCAGUGUAUGUGAUGAUGUAAUCUAUCCACCAAAAUCUGUGUAACAACCGUUUUGAGAAGAAAAAUAAAAUAAACUAAAAGAGUUUCAAAAGAGAACGAACGAAAAAGUUGAAAACUUUAUAAGUAGAGAAUUUCAGACGCGUCAUAUUAAGGAUUAGUACAUAAACAUGAUAUUUAUAAACAAAUGAACAGAUACAUGCAUAUUACAACAAUAUAGAAGGGUGGAAGCACAAGGGUGAAAGCAGAUUCAAGAAAAUGAUAGGUAAAUACUGCAUCAUUUUAAAAUCCACUCAUAUAUAUAUAUAUACACACAAAAACUAUAGUCAAGUGUUUGAACAGAAAAUGAUUCCAAGAAACUAUGCU
Tarenaya hassleriana is the source of this 1302-nucleotide messenger RNA. Its product is annotated as 22.0 kDa heat shock protein-like. Gene Ontology annotation, biological process: protein folding; response to salt stress; response to hydrogen peroxide. NCBI's taxonomy places the organism in Eukaryota, Viridiplantae, Streptophyta, Magnoliopsida, Brassicales, Cleomaceae. The record is from RefSeq and is a predicted model, not a curated record.